Apus apus (common swift) is the source of this 4204-nucleotide messenger RNA. It is a transcript of the gene CREG2, whose product is annotated as cellular repressor of E1A stimulated genes 2. Lineage: Eukaryota; Metazoa; Chordata; Aves; Apodiformes; Apodidae. The transcript has 4 exons. The record is from RefSeq and is a predicted model, not a curated record. Bases 1 to 834 code for a protein of 277 amino acids.
AUGUCGGCGGGGCGGCGGCUGCCGGGCUGGUGCGGGCUGUGGGCCCUGCUGUGGGGCGGCGCGGGGGGCUACGUGGUGGUCAGCUCGGUGUCCUGGCCGCUGCCCGAGACGGCGGCAGGGGCGGACGAGCUGCACAGCUCCUCCACCGAAGAGGCGCUUCCCGCGCUGCUGGAGGAGGCGGGCGGCCUCUGGAAGCAGAGCUACCCCGCGUCGGCUUAUCGGGAGGACGCGGCGCUGGGCUCCGGACCGGCGGGGCGGCAGCCGGGGCAGGGGGCCGCCCCCUCCAGGAUGUUCUCCUACCGACGGGAGGGCGGCGGGGCGCCGGGACGCGCCGGGACCGCCCGCUUCCUCGCCCGCUACAACACCUGGGGCUUCGUGGCGACGCGGGCCGCCCACGGAAAGAUCCAAGGUAUGCCCUAUGGGAACUGUUUACUUCUCAGCGACGGUCCUGUCAAUAACAGCACUGGAAUCCCUUUCUUCUACGUGACGACGAAGGAUAACACCGUGGCAGAUCUCCUGAAGAAUCCCAUGGCUUCUCUGACUCUGCCAGAGGCAGAUGGAAAUUUCUGCAGAAAAAAUUUAAUUGAUCCAGAGGAUCCAAGGUGUGCCAGGCUGACUCUCAUGGGACAGAUGGUCACAGUGCCUCCGGAGGAAGUGGAAUUUGCCAAGCAAGCCAUGUUUUCCAGGCACCCGGUGGUAAGAAAGUGGCCUCGCAGCUAUGAGUGGUUCUUCAUGAAAAUGAACAUUGAGCACAUCUGGCUUCAAAGCUGGUAUGGUGAAGUUUCUGCCAUUGCAGUAGAAGAGUAUUUAAAAGCAGUUCCAAGUAAGGGAUGAUGGAAUGGACUUUGAGAUAGACAUCUUCUGAGUUUCCUUUCAAAACACUUAAAAUUUCAUGCUGGAUGGUUACUUUACAGUGAUUUUUUUUUUUCCCCAGAAGGUUUCAAAAUAGCCCUGUCUUACAGAGUGAAAAUAAACCAACACAGACUUUCAAAUUACAAAGGAGAGGUGGAUACUAGCCCUACCCUGCAAUGUACAAAGUUGUCAUUUCAAACAGGCAAUGCAUCAUCUUGAAUGCUGCUUAAAAAUGCUUUGUAUUUGUAUACUUUUAUUGCUGUUCACCCAUAGGGAAACAACUGUCUAUGCUAAAUAUAAUGUCCUGAUUUACAGAAAAAGCAAAUUGCCUACUCAGAACCUUCUAUGCAUUGUGAAAGUAUUACUGCUGUUUGGUCUUUCUUGAUUUAUAAGUACUUGAAGAUAACGGCUGCAAAUGGUGGUAUUUAAGGUUUUUAAAAAUAUUUUGCUAAAGCUGUACUCACUUGCUAACUUGUAUUUUCUACAUGUGCUUUUCCCCAAUUAUCUAAUUUGAUAUUUCACUUGGAAAUUGAGUAGAAAUUCCUUUUUAUUGAAAAAAAAUGCAAGCAGCUCGAACAACAUGGCUCCAGUAUAACUUGUCUCUCACUGACACAACUUGGCUCUCACUGGUUAAAUACGUUGAGGUCCCAAGCCAAGUCAGCUCCACAAGGAAUAUUCCAAUACAAAUAUAAAUAUUCUCAUAAGAAGAAUUUAAGUAAAUGUUCUCAGCUAGACUACUCCUGUUAUGAGACAGGAAAAGUAUUUUUUAAUACAUUUUAUGUUUAACUCACUUUUGCAAGUGAUUUUUGGAAAUCAUCACUAACUCACCUAGGGGUGGAGCCAGUACCUUAAUUCUGUUUCCUCACCAAGUUUUAAAGGGCUUGUUCAUUCAUUUAUUUUUCAAAGAAGCCUAAAAAUAGUAGAUAUUGCAAGCCAUGAAAACUAAUUUUCCUCGUGUGAAAAGUGCAAACUCUGUUGCAAACAAUUCUGAAUAGACAUCUCAUGUGAUAAUACCAAAAGAAUUCAAAGGUAUUUUAUUCACCGUCAGCCCUUUCUCUAGAUGCUCCGGUAAACUCACUUUGCAGUUCCCAAGGGUAUCACAGCACAAGGGUAUCACAGAAAGAAAGGUCCCAUGGCUGACCAGCCAAGUCAUUACACAGUUUGCAGAUUAGACAGCUGGUCUCCCUGUUACAUCAAGAAACAGACACAUUGCAGUGGGGUUUCUGUGCCUGUGGAGAAGGUCUUCCAGGAUUCCGGGGAGGGCACCAGAGCUCUGGACACCACCUAGCACCACUGCCGAGCUGAGGAGCAGGAGCCUGGGUCCCUGACGAGUGACCUGAGCUUGUACGGGUUUAUCUCCAGGCAGAUCUGAGAGACAACUGCAUGAGCUAUGACCAGCUGGAAGCAUAUGAAGUACAGCUGAGCUUAUUUUGAUUCAGUGCUGGAGAGAGGGAGUCAUCCCCAGAGUGGAAUCGGGCACCAUGCUGGUUUAACUACCAAGGGCCACUCAGGCCUUCCUUGAGUUCAAGGCUCUGGGCUUUGUUACCAUUCUGGAUAUUCUGUCAGAAUCACAGAGAAAUGCAGAGGGAAAACUUUGUUUAGACAUUUACAAGCAUUUCUUUUUCUUGUUUCAUUGCCAGACACUCAGGUUAGCAGUGCAGAUGUUUUGCAGAGGUAAUUACACAGAAGGAGGAUGUGUCCUGCCUCAAUCAAUUUCCUUUUUUUUCUUUUUUCUUGGCAGAUGUGCAGCAUAUUCCCUCUUGCACUGUGUAGCACUUAAGCCAAAUGAGCAAUCCUUCAGAUUUAUAGAAUACUAUCAAAUGAAAUCCUCCUCAAUUAAUAAAUUUUGCCAUGGAGAGCUUUGUCCACUAUGGAUUUGAUACUUUGCCCACUGGGAUUAAUGAGACUUUCAAAAUUGAGCUGAAGAGGCAGAGCACUAGACCCUGUAAGGGAAUCUUCACAGGUCCAACAUUUCUGUGCAACUUUAAUUACAAUUUCAUUAUCCCAGUUCAAUACUAUUCUCAGAGAAACCAGGACUGCCUAUUCUCUCCCCUACCCCUAAACACACACACAGAUAGAUUAAGCAAAUCCAGUGUACAAGCUUAAUGUUUAAACAAGCUGAAGAAGAGAGGAAGAAUUUUAGAAAUGCUGCUUUUACUAUACUCCCAAUUUCACUUACAUCCUUAGCCUGGUAACAGUGACGUGGUCCUAUGUGCUAUAUAUUAACUUACUAUGUGCUAUAUAUUAACUGCCUUUAAGCAGUUAGGGAUUGUACCAAUGAUGUUCAGUAAAGUUUUAACUGGUUAAGAAGUUAAGUGUGCUCUAAGCAAGGUUGGGAAUUCACAAUACUCAGCUUGCUAUAGGCUGCCUCCCUGCACAUCUGGAUUAAUUAGAGUAGCUUCUGUAUUGUAAAUUGGCACACUCAUCAAGAAGCUUUUCUUUCAGGACCUGCCAUGAGGCUCUUGACAGAACCUGAAAACAUGAAACAGCAAUAGCAGGUGAGGUGCCAUCACUUAACUCACCUGUUCUCACUUCAUGCUUCCUUCUCCCAAGGAACCGCUACCAUAAAAGUCUUUGAAAGUUUGUAGAAAUUAAUCAAAAAUGCAACCUGCAGGUUUUGAAUGGAAUUUUCUGGAGCAAAAUAAGAGGAGGAGAUGGUAGUUUGCUUAAUUGGUCUUUACAUGAUUUAUGAUAUACUAGUUCCAGGUUUCUUUAAACUGACAAAUGUCUCAAGUGAUAUUGUUAAGCACAUGGUAAGUGAUGUUUGUUAAAGCUUUUAACCCAAAGGUUGCUAUUGAGAUACCAUAAUAAAAUAGUAGUUCCUUGAGACUAUAAGGGGUCUCAUCUUGCUUCAGUUCAAGUAAAUAGCAAAAAGCCUAUUUAUUUGUUGUGCUUUAUUUAUUAGCUUAAGCAUUUCAACUACUGAUGUGUAAUUUAUUUCCACGUGUUCUGUAUUUUAGUUAUUUCUGUAGCUUCCCCAAAAAAGCCUGUUGUGCAACGUGUAUUAUUUAAAACUUUAACUGUGGUUUUGCAACAUUUAAGAGUUAUGUCUGUACACUUGCUGAAAAAAGGAAGACAAAGUUCUACAUUUGGAUUCUCACUUUUUGCUAACUUGUGCAAAUGUAAUGCAUGCACAGGAUUUAAGCACAGCUAGUUUAAACUGCUGUGCUUAUUUAACCAAAGAAUGCUCCAUUUCUGAUGAAAUGUUCAUCACCUCAGUUGAUGAAAUGCAAUCUGUCUCAUUUCGGGAUGUGUAUUACAAUUUGCAAUGUAUUUUGAUUUCUAAAGAUACUGAAUGUUAACAAAACAUCUAUCAAGAAGAAAUGCAAAUAAACAAAUUUCAAAGUGGAAA